Hyaloperonospora brassicae is the source of this 1764-nucleotide messenger RNA. Lineage: Eukaryota; Oomycota; Peronosporomycetes; Peronosporales; Peronosporaceae. The record is from the annotation of a GenBank genome assembly.
AUGACUCUGCUGACGCGCUUCGCCGUGCGUCCUCGCGGUCGUCCGGCUCUCCGAGGCUGCAUUGGUCGUGGUCUUGCUGCAGCGUCGAGUGUCAGUGAUAGCGUUGACGCCGGUGCGCGCUUGACGAACUCGUUGUCCAGUGCCAAGUUGGUCAAGCGAAAGGUGGCGAUCGUUGGCGGCUACAAAGGCACGGGCUAUCACGGACUGCAGUUGAAUAACGACGUGAACACUAUCGAAGACGAAAUACGACGCGCGAUUUUCGAGGCUGGAGCCAUGCGCGAGUCGAAUCUCGAAGACUUGGGAAAGAUCGAUUGGUCUAGAAGCAGCCGCACGGACAAGGGCGUGCACGCGAGCUGCAUUGUCUUUUCUGGAAAGCUGUUGAUCGAUGAGGAAAACACAGUGGACCAGGCAACGGGUCGUGUGAAGGGACUCACAGAGGCGCUGAAUGCGUCGCUGCCGGAGAAUGUUCGCGUGUUCUCGUGUACCCGAGUGAACAAGCGCUUUUCUGCGCGGAAGAACUGCGUAAUGCGUGAGUACGAGUACUUCAUGCCGCUUUCGUUCUUGCGAGACAGCACCCUUGCAUCGCACGGAGCGGAGUUUGAUCAAGACGAGGCUGUUGCUGAAUUCUGCCGCGCGUUGCGUCGUUAUGAGGGCGUGAACGAUUUCCACAACUUUACGCGCUCGAGGUCUCACUUUUACAAGUUGCAGGCAAAGAGAGGUCAGUGGAAGCAGCAUAAUCGAUGCGAAGCAGGCCAAUCGGAAGUGUGUAACGACGACGGUGUUGAAGAUGACGACGGUGGCGAAGACGACGUGAUUGAAGAACAUGGAGAUGCUGAGGGUUCUUUUGCAGAAGAGGAGAGCUUGGCUGUCGACGGCUGCACUAGUCGAUUGAACCAGACUGAAGAUGACGGAGGUCUUACUCGCAAGCUGCUGCUUCGUCAUCGCCGAUCCGUUUACUCGUGCUCAGGCAGCCUCGUUCAGGAUUUCUGUGGCGAACCUUAUUUGCGGGUCCAUGUUGUCGGACAAGCGUUUUUGCUGAACCAGAUUCGCUGCAUGAUCGGCGGCGCGCUAGCAGUAGCGACGAAGGGCAUGUCUCGUGUUGCAUUUGAUGCUGCUUUGCUAACACCCCGUAUCGUCCGCGUUCCGAUUGCUCCAGCCGAGGGACUUGUACUUCUUAGCAGCUCGUUUGGAGGAAAACGUCACACCGUCUCGCUGCACGCGGACCAGAACACCGCUCUUGCGCAAGAGCGCAAGGAUAUGAUGCAUCGGAUACUUUUGAACCGCCGCGAAGACGAGAAGAUGAUGCAGUUUCGCGAGGAGGUUAUCUACAAGGAGGUUUCUAGCAGCUGGGGCACAGAAGUAAAGUCGGACCAAUGGCGCACGUACCUCGAGCGCUGUUAUGAGUCGAACAAAGACCUCGACGAAGACGAGCUGUCGAGUGUGCUGUACGAGCUAGACCAAGCCAAAAUGAAGAGCGCGAGCAAGAGUCAGUCCAUCGUUGAGCAAAACCGCAUUGACCUCGGCGAGCACGGGCGUCAGGGUGCUUUACUGCCGAAACAAUUCACCACGAAGCUUUGCGUUCGGUACAGUGUGGCCCCCGGUAUCUUCACGUCGGACUUGCGCCGCGCAGUGACCCGGCACCUCAAGACCGGCAAGAUCCCGCUUGACGUGGAGGAAGAGCAGCUCAUGGCGUACAUUGACAACGUUGGUCCGAAAAGACUUGCGAGGGAGGGCCGGAAGCUCCGGUUGAGCCUUUGCACCUAA